This is a messenger RNA of Diaporthe amygdali, 1827 nucleotides long. RefSeq lists its product as uncharacterized. Gene Ontology annotation, molecular function: transmembrane transporter activity. Gene Ontology annotation, biological process: transmembrane transport. NCBI's taxonomy places the organism in Eukaryota, Fungi, Ascomycota, Sordariomycetes, Diaporthales, Diaporthaceae. Bases 1 to 1827 code for a protein of 608 amino acids. The transcript is spliced from 3 exons. The record is from RefSeq and is a predicted model, not a curated record.
AUGCCCGAAUAUCAUGACGCACAGUCGGUCCUCAACGACAACAAAACACAGUGGGCUAUGGCUUCAACACAUACCCUGGUCGAUGGCGAUAAGCCUACCCAGCUAUCACCGCCAUCUGGACUACUAGAUCCCAAGAGCGAACAAAGCGACUUCGAGCAAGCAUCUACCCGCGCUCCGUCGACGGCUCCAGACGUUGAAUAUGACGAGAAAAAGGAGAGCCCUGGCAACGUGACGGAUGAAGAGAAGGGCGAUGCACAACAAACAGGGCCCGAAUCAGCUCAGGCCAUCCCUGUUGAGUAUCCGACAGGAAUAAGGCUGGUUUUCAUUGUUAUUGCUCUAGUGCUGAGCGUCUUUCUGGUCUCCCUCGACAUGACAAUCGUAGCAACAGCAAUUCCCAAAAUCACCGACGAGUUCCACGGCCUUGACGAUGUCUCUUGGUACAGCUCGGCCUUCUUCAUGACUCUUGGUGGCUUCCAGUCCGCAUGGGGCAAGGCUUACAAGUACUUCCCACUCAAGAUCAGCUUUCUACUCUCCAUCUUCAUUUUCGAACUCGGUUCCCUGAUAUGCGGCGUUGCACCCAACAGCGAAGCUCUUAUCGUUGGUAGGGCUAUCGCCGGUGUUGGAGCUGCGGGUAUCGCCACCGGCGCCUACACAAUUAUUGCAUUCUCCGCCGAACCCAAGAAGCGACCGAUGUUUACAGGUAUUGUCGGUGCGAGCUACGGUAUCGCGUCCGUGGUUGGGCCUCUGAUCGGUGGUGCCUUCGCCGACAAAGUCUCUUGGCGCUGGUGUUUCUACAUAAAUCUGCCAAUCGGCGGUCUCUCCGGCGCGAUCAUCUUGCUCUUCUUUACUACCCCAAGCGCAGCUAAGCCUGCCGCCGCCUCACUCCGCGAGAAGCUUUUGCAGAUGGAUGUUCUCGGCAUUGUCCUUAUCAUGGGUGCCGUGAUCAGCUACAUCCUCGCCCUGCAAUACGGUGGCACAACACACGCGUGGAACUCGUCUGUCGUGGUGGGUCUCCUUGUUGGAUUCGUGCUCAUUGCUGCUGCCUUCGCCGCAUGGGAGUGGUUCCAGAAAGACCGGGCAAUGAUGCCUCCCCGUCUCAUCGGCAACAGAGUGUACCUUGUGUCAUCUUUGUUUGCCUUCUUCUUCGCAGGGGCUUACUUCCUUGUCAUUUAUUACCUGCCGAUUUACUUCCAGAGCAUCGACAAUGUCAGUCCCACGGACAGCGGCGUCCGCAACCUGCCCUUGAUCUUGGCUGUCACAAUAGGCACCGUCGCCAGCGGGAGCUUCAUCUCGGCAACCGGAAUUGCUACUCCUGUGGCGGUCAUUGGCUCUGUCUUGGCGACAAUUGCGGCGGGACUAUUUUACACAUUCGACAUCGGCACUCCGUCCAGUAAAUGGAUUGGAUACCAAGUCCUCGGAGGUCUCGGCUGGGGCCUUGCCUUCCAGGUUCCCAUCAUCACCGGUCAAGCAACCGCUCCGCCCGAAGACCUGGCAGAGGUCACAGCCAUUAUCCUCUUCUUCCAAACGGUCGGAGGCGCCUUCCUCGUCUCUGCCUCACAGUCUGCCUUUGUCAAUGUAUUGAUCAAGACGAUACCCUACUCGGCACCCGGUGUGGACCCGGCGAGACUCAUCGCAACUGGCGCGACUGAGCUACGAAAGGCAUUCACUCCUGAAGAGCUGCCAGGUAUAUUGGUGGCUUAUAUGCAUGGACUUAAAAUUUCUUUUGCGGUCGCUCUGGCGGCGACGGGAAUGGCUUUGGUGAUUGUGUUGUUCUCGAAGUGGAAGCGGCUGAACACGGCAGCCAUUACCGGCGGUGCCGCCGCCUGA